AUGGUGAACUCAUCAUUCUCGACGCCAAUUAUCAUCGGCGUAGGCGAAAUCCGUCAAAAAGACUUCGCGCUCGAACAUUGCCUUGAACCAGCUGCGCUCAUGCUAUCAGCGAUCCGCGACGCGUCAAGGGACUCUACAAUUGAUGUCACAAAGCAUAUACAGAGCAUCUAUGCUGUGCCUCCUUGGUCCUGGAACUACGAGAACCUGCCGAAACUUCUGGCGGAAGGACUUGGUGGUCAGGCGACCGACCUUGCAGUUGCUGAUCAUGGAGGAAACACGCCUGCGGCGCUUUGUGACUCAGCGGCUUUGAAGGUUGCGAGAGGAGAGACAAAUAUGGCUGUUGUCACAGGAGGAGAAGCGUUAGCCUCGUUAUUUGCCUGUCAAAAGGCUGGACAUAUGCCUCCGCCAGGAUGGACUGAUGGGAAUCCCAACGCCAAGCAAUAUAGUCCAGGAGACACUUCUCUCAUGAAAGGAGCUGGCGCCACGCACUCCAUUGGUAAUCCGAUCCAAGUGUACCCUCUAUACGAAAACGCAUACCGCAGACAUUAUGAGCAAACUUACUCAGAGAAUCACCAUGAGUCGGCAGCACUCUACGCUAAGUUUGACAAGGUCGCGUGUCGACAUCCGAAUAGCUGGAGGGCAGGCGAAACCCCCCGACAUAUCGACGCCAUCAAGACCGUAGGCAAGGAAAACAGAAUGAUAUGCACACCCUAUCCAUUGUUAAUGAAUGCAUUCAAUGGUGUCAACCUAGGUGCUGCGUGCAUCAUCACUUCAACCGAGUAUGCUAGGAACCUCGGAAUACCGCAAGAGAAAUGGGUUUAUCUCACUGGUGGAGCUGGUUCAAACGACAGUUCAGAUUUUUGGGAACGAUCGAACUUUUACUCAAGCCCUGCCAUUGAAUAUUCUAUCGACAAGGCACUCAAAGCCGCCGGCCUCACAAAAGAUGAGAUUGACUGCUACGACUUCUACUCGUGUUUUCCUAUCGUACCCAAGAUCGCAUGCAAACAUGUUGACAUCGACUUGAUGGAACCAAAGAAGCCUAUCACCCUCAUUGGAGGACUGACUUCUUUCGGCGGCGCGGGCAACAACUAUUCACUUCACGCUAUUGCUGAGAUGGCUAGGGUUAUACGUCACGGCAAGUAUCAGAACGGUCUAGUCCUUGCCAACGGCGGCGUUCUAUCUUGGCAGCACGCAAUCUGCCUCUCUGCCCAGCCAAAAAGAGACGGUUCGCCCUACGAGAGCUCAACAUUCCUUGACAACGGUCAACUGUCACAAGGUCCAGAAUUUACUGCCAAGGCAGAGGGCGAAGCUAUCAUCGAGACAUACACUGUGGACCAUGAUCGAAGCGGGCCAAAGUUAGGCCAUGUCGUGGGAAAGCUUACCGAGACUGGGCAGAGGUUCAUCGCAAACCAUGCCGAUGAGUUUACUUUGUCGACCCUUGUCAGCACCACGACGGAGCCGAUUGGUAUGAAGGGCUUUGUUGAGGUUGGAUCGGAUGGCAGGAAUCUCUUCACGAUUCAACCAAGUGUUAAGCUCUAG
This is a messenger RNA of Fusarium coffeatum, 1539 nucleotides long. RefSeq lists its product as uncharacterized. NCBI's taxonomy places the organism in Eukaryota, Fungi, Ascomycota, Sordariomycetes, Hypocreales, Nectriaceae. The transcript is spliced from 8 exons. The coding region runs from base 1 to 1539 and encodes 512 amino acids. The record is from RefSeq and is a predicted model, not a curated record. Gene Ontology annotation, molecular function: acyltransferase activity.